UUAGUUCCGCCGACUUGUUGCUCCACGCCCCCUCCUCCCUCGCCGUCUCUCCCCGUGUAUAUGAGCUGAAGCUCGGCCACACUUCGGUCACUGCUCGCUUGGCUUGUCGGGGCACGAACAUGGCCGCAAACCGGGUUAUCGUUUACGGCGGGAGAGGCGCUCUGGGCUCGAAGUGUGUGCAACACUUUAAGUCCAAUGGAUGGUGGGUUGCGAGCAUCGACAUGGUCGCAAACGAGGAGGCGAAUGAAAACGUGAUCGUGAAGAUGAGUGAGUCUUUCAGCGAGCAGGCAGGACAGGUGACGACAGAUGUGGCCCAGUUGCUAGGGGAACAGAAAGUGGAUGCCAUCUUAUGUGUGGCAGGAGGAUGGGUUGGAGGAAGCUGCAGUUCCAAAGAUUUAUACAAAAACUCAGAUCUGAUGUGGAAACAGAGUGUGUGGACCUCCACUAUCUCCAGCCACCUCGCCUCUCUCCACCUAAAACCAGGCGGCUUGUUGACUUUGGCUGGGGCCAAAGCAGCUCUGUCAGGCACUGGAGGCAUGGUCGGCUAUGGCAUGGCCAAAGCUGCCGUCCACCAGCUGUGUAAGAGUCUUGCAGGAAAGAACAGCGGCAUGCCAUCAGGAGCUACUGCUGUGGCUAUACUACCGGUUACCUUGGAUACGCCAAUGAACAGGAAGUUCAUGCCUGACGCAGACUUCAGUUCCUGGACACCGCUGGAGUACAUCGCAGAAGUGUUCUUUGGCUGGGCCACAGGGGUGGACCGGCCGGCUUCUGGAAGCCUGAUGCAGCUAAUGACCUCCGGAGGCGAAACCCAGGCUGUGGCCGCGCAGUAGAGGGAUGAGGAGAUGGAGGAGCACAGAGCUAUAGUCUGGUAGGGAGGAGGAAGAGGAGGAGAAGAGGAGGAGGAUAUGGGUAAGGAGCGUUAGGAUAGGAGAGAUAGGAGGAGUGAUGAAGAAAGUGUGGAGGUGAAGAAGAGAAAUGGUGACAGAGAAACUGAAUGAAAUGAGGAGCUUGAGAGGAGAAAGCUAGAUGGGUUUGUUUUGGAGGGUGGAAGAGGAGGAGGAGGAGGAGGAGGAGACAGGGAGGAGGGCUUUAAUUGCAAAUGCAGCCUCACAGCGCCAUCUAGCUGUAGAUCCCUACAAUUAACUAAGUGUAACAGACGGUGUUAAACCUCCACUAAUGAUAAACGAUGAUAUGAUGAUAAUAGGACUCAAUGGUCCAUUUUCCACUCUUGAGGACUUUUCAGAUUUUUUGAAAAGAUAGGCGACGUGUUUUAAAUGUGUAUGUAGCCAAUUUUUGGUCAGGACUAUGUGGAAGCUGUCACUCAUUAAGAUCCAUAUAUAAUUUGUUAUAUCCAAACAUCUUCAUAAUAAUAAGAAUAUUUCUGAAUCAGCUUUUUUCAUCAUGUUUUUCAGUGACUUCAUAUCUCUGAAAUCUCUGUGAAAUUCAGCACAUGACAGUGUGACAUGUGAGACCUUUGAAACCUUUUUACUUUGUACCUUCACUAAGUCCCUAAAGGUCCUCUCUGCCACUGCAAGACCUCAAAUUCAAAGAAAGCCGCUGUCUUCUUUCUAAACGGACAGUUUAAAGUGGAGUGGCCUUAUUUAUGUUUGUAGCUGUCAAGUCAAAGUGUCCUUGGUGUCUGCAGUGUGAAAAAGGUACUCUGUCACGUGUUGUAACUGUCAAAUUCACAAUAAAGGAGUCAAACUUAAGAAUCGA
Molecule: messenger RNA, 1716 nt
Organism: Larimichthys crocea (large yellow croaker)
Lineage: Eukaryota; Metazoa; Chordata; Actinopteri; Sciaenidae
Gene: qdpra
Product: quinoid dihydropteridine reductase a
Exons: 7
Coding region: 120-830 (236 amino acids)
Biological process (GO): tetrahydrobiopterin biosynthetic process; L-phenylalanine catabolic process
Cellular component (GO): cytoplasm
Molecular function (GO): NADPH binding; NADH binding; 6,7-dihydropteridine reductase activity
Source: RefSeq, a predicted model, not a curated record